Molecule: messenger RNA, 1731 nt
Organism: Hansenula ciferrii
Lineage: Eukaryota; Fungi; Ascomycota; Saccharomycetes; Phaffomycetales; Wickerhamomycetaceae
Product: Myosin-XVIIIa
Exons: 1
Coding region: 1-1731 (576 amino acids)
Source: RefSeq, a predicted model, not a curated record
AUGGAAACUCUUAUACAGACACUUACAAAUAGAGCUUCAAAAGUCAAUUUUGAAUUAAACCAUUCUGAUAAAUACUUGGAACAUUUCAAAAAUGAUGAAUACUAUAACAAAUUAGGAAAUAGAUUAGAUGAUUUAUUAAGAAUAUCUUAUUUCUUAACAAAAUUCUUAACUUCAACUCCACCAAAAUAUCAAAAAAUUGAAUCAACUAAUCAAUUACAAAAUGGUGAAGAAUUAAUGGAUUAUGGUGAAGAAAAACGUGAAACUCCUGCUCCAAUUGAAUAUAUUGAUAAAGAUUUCACUUUAUAUGAUCUUGAAGAUCUACCCACUGAAAUUGAAUCUGAAUUUGAUUUUAAUUAUUUUGCCUUUUAUUCAUUUUUAUCAUAUUUAAAACCUUCUUUUUAUUUCAUUCAUGAUCAUGAAAUUGUUCCAUUAGGUCGUUCUGAAACUAAAAAAGAAAGAGUUACAAGAGUUUUAACAAAUAUUGUUCAAUUAUUAACUUUUACACGUUCAAUUCAAAUUAAUAAUGAAUCAAAUUUCAAUUAUAAAGAUUCUCAAAUUAUAAUAUCAAGUUUAUUUUUCAGAUUUGAAAAAUUAUUUUUAAUUCAACAUGAAGAAACAAUUUAUGAUAAUUAUAUUUUUUUCCAAAAUUUUGCUGGUCAUGCUGCAAAAUUUACUUUACAUAGUUUAUUAUAUGAUAAUGAACCAAUUGAAGAUUUAAAGAAAAACAUUGCAAUGUUAUUUGAAAUUUAUUCCAAUAUACCAGAAUGUGAUGAUUAUAAUAUGUUUUUACAAGGUUAUAAAUAUAAUAUUGAAAAUGCAUUAGAAACAAGUGAAACAACUGAAGAUUUCCAUAAUAAAAUUAAAGAAACUAUACCUUUAAGUGUUUUUAAAGAAUCUUUAAUGAAAUUAUCUCAUCAAUUGGCAACUGAUGCAAUAAAAGAAGCUUUAGAAUUAAAACCAAUUGAUUUAAAUAAAUCAUUUUUAUCUGUUAAUUAUGAUUAUGAAAUUCAAUUACGUGAAGAUGAAAUUUCAAAAAUCGAAUUGAAAACAAAAGAACAAGUUGAAUUAGAACAAUCCAAAAUAAGAAAAGAAUUAAUUAAUGAAUUAGAAUCAAAAGAUCGUGAAAUUAAUAUAAUGAAAACUGAACAAAAUGUUAAAGAUGAAACUAUUGAACAAUUAACUCAACAAUUAAAUAAAGAAUUAAAUAAUAAAUCUUCAAAUUCAAGAAGUUUCCAAAAUAUUGAUGAAUUUAAACAAACUUAUCCAAAUAUUUUCCAAGACAUUUCUAUACAAAGUUUUAAAACUUCUUCACAAAAAUUUCAAUCAAAUUUAAUUGAAUUAGAAGCUGAAAUUUCAAAUUUAAAAGUUUCUGAAAGAAAAUUAAAAAAUAGAAAUAAAGAAUUAGAAUCUCAAUUAAAAGAAUUUCAAAAACAACAAGAUCAAAAUAAUCUUGAUGAUGAAGAUUUAAUUGAAACAACUCAAUUUCAACAUUCACAUUCACAUUCCCAUUCCCAUUCACAACCACAACCACAUCCACAUCCACAUCCAGGAAGUGUUAGAGGAAGUAUAGGUGAUGAUUAUGGACCUCCAGGAAAUGGUUCAAAUAAUGGAUAUUAUGGAGCUCCAAGACCUGCAGGUGGAUCAAGUUAUGUACCACCACAACCAAGAUAUAAUGGUUUUGCUGGUGGUGGCGGAUAUAGAAAUCCAAGAUAUAGAGAAGAUUAUCUAUGA